Messenger RNA from Kazachstania africana CBS 2517, 1695 nucleotides. RefSeq names its product indolepyruvate decarboxylase 1 (gene PDC1). The record is from RefSeq and is a predicted model, not a curated record. Lineage: Eukaryota; Fungi; Ascomycota; Saccharomycetes; Saccharomycetales; Saccharomycetaceae. The transcript has a single exon. Bases 1 to 1695 code for a protein of 564 amino acids. Gene Ontology annotation, molecular function: thiamine pyrophosphate binding; magnesium ion binding; carboxy-lyase activity.
AUGGCUGAAAUUACUUUAGGUAAAUAUUUAUUCGAAAGAUUAGCUCAAGUCGAUGUCAAAACCAUCUUCGGUUUACCAGGUGACUUCAACUUAUCCUUAUUAGAUAAGAUCUACGAAGUCCCAGGUAUGAGAUGGGCCGGUAACGCUAACGAAUUAAACGCUGCUUACGCUGCUGAUGGUUACGCUAGAAUCAAGGGUAUGUCUUGUAUCAUCACCACUUUCGGUGUCGGUGAAUUAUCCGCUUUAAACGGUAUUGCCGGUUCUUACGCUGAACACGUCGGUGUCUUACAUGUUGUUGGUGUCCCAUCCAUCUCUUCCCAAGCUAAGCAAUUAUUAUUACAUCACACCUUAGGUAACGGUGACUUCACUGUCUUCCACAGAAUGUCCGCCAACAUCUCUGAAACUACCGCUAUGGUCACUGACAUUGCCACUGCUCCAGCUGAAAUUGACAGAUGUAUCAGAACUACUUACGUCACCCAAAGACCAGUUUACUUAGGUUUACCAGCUAACUUAGUCGACUUAAAGGUCCCAGCUAAGUUAUUAGAAACCCCAAUUGACUUAUCUUUGAAACCAAAUGACGCUGAAGCUGAAAAGGAAGUCGUUGACACCAUCUUAUCUUUAAUCAAGGAUGCUAAGAACCCAGUUAUCUUAUCUGAUGCUUGUGCUUCCAGACACGAUGUUAAGGCUGAAACUAAGCAAUUAAUUGACGCCACUCAAUUCCCAGCUUUCACCACCCCAAUGGGUAAGGGUUCCAUCGAUGAACAACACCCAAGAUUCGGUGGUGUUUACGUCGGUACUUUAUCCAGACCAGAAGUUAAGGAAGCCGUUGAAUCUGCUGACUUAAUCUUAUCUGUCGGUGCUUUAUUAUCCGAUUUCAACACUGGUUCUUUCUCUUACUCUUACAAGACCAAGAACAUUAUCGAAUUCCACUCUGACUACACCAAGAUCAGGAACGCUACCUUCCCAGGUGUCCAAAUGAAAUUCGUCUUAAGAAAAUUAUUAGCCUCUGUUGCUGACGCUGCCAAGGGUUACAAGCCAGUUGCUGUCCCAGCUAGAGUCCCAGAAAACAAGGCCUGCGACCCAUCUACUCCAUUAGCUCAAGAAUGGAUGUGGAACCAAUGUGCUAAGUUCUUCCAAGAAGGUGAUGUUAUCAUCACUGAAACCGGUACUUCUGCUUUCGGUAUCAACCAAUCCUUAUUCCCAAACAACUCUGUCGGUAUUUCUCAAGUCUUAUGGGGUUCUAUUGGUUUCACCGGUGGUGCUGUCUUAGGUGCUGCUUUCGCCGCUGAAGAAAUCGAUCCAAAGAAGAGAGUUAUCUUAUUCAUUGGUGACGGUUCUUUACAAUUAACUGUCCAAGAAAUCUCCACCAUGAUCAGAUGGAACUUGAAGCCAUACUUAUUCGUCUUAAACAACGACGGUUACACCAUUGAAAGAUUAAUUCACGGUGAAAAGGCUGGUUACAAUGACAUUCAAAACUGGAAGCACUUAAUGUUAUUAGAAACCUUCGGUGCUAAGGACUACGAAAACCACAGAGUCGCUACUACCGGUGAAUGGGAUGCUUUAAUGGGUGACAAGGAAUUCAACAAGAACUCCAGAAUCAGAAUGAUCGAAGUUAUGUUACCAGUUAUGGAUGCUCCAUCUAACUUAGUCCAACAAGCUAAGAUCACUGCUGCUACUAACGCUAAGCAAGAUUAA